Molecule: messenger RNA, 3708 nt
Organism: Colletotrichum gloeosporioides
Lineage: Eukaryota; Fungi; Ascomycota; Sordariomycetes; Glomerellales; Glomerellaceae
Exons: 2
Coding region: 1-3708 (1235 amino acids)
Source: RefSeq, a predicted model, not a curated record
AUGCCGCAAACUGCUCCACCGUCUCGCUCUGAAGCGCCUCCUGACCGUGGCGAUGAUGCUGAUGAAAGUCUUCUUUCCGCCAGCGAGGGGCGCAUUAGACAACGACGACAAAACUUCUGGCUUCGAAGAAGUGUUUUGAUAGCCUUUUCUUUCUUAUUCAUCGCCUGCACCGUAGCACUGAUUGGCGUAUCUCGGCAUGCAACGGCACAAGAUGGGCUCCCGCUCUCACUGUCUUCGAGCAGCUAUUCAUGGAACUACGGACCUACUGGAGUGCUCGUAGUCAUACUUGCACUUUGGCGACAAGUCGACUUUAAUUGCAGAUCCAUGCAACCAUGGUGGGAAAUGACACACGGACCCUCAACAGCUGAUCGAUCGGUUCUUCUCGACUACAUUUCCCCAUUUCAACCAAUUGCCUGCGUCAGCGCCUUCAAGAACGGUCAUCACGCAGUCUUCAUAUCAACUCUGACCUUUUUUAUUCUCAAGUUCAUCAUUUUUCUUUCCACGACAUUAUUCGUCGUCGAACCAACGUGGCAUUUGGAAUCGAUACCCUUUCGCUAUCAGAACACUUUCAAUACUGAACACAUAUGGAGAUCGCCUGGAGAUGGGAUCCAAGACAUUUCUAGGCAAGGCGAUGCUACAGCGUGGUCGUAUAUGGCGGCGAUCAACAACGCUACAGCAAAGGAUCUAAAUGGUGCGGCAUCAGGGAGCACGGCAUACCAGUCGUUGAGUCCACCAAAGUUUUCAUCAAAUAUCUCAUCGGUUUCGGCCGUCGUUGACGUCUUCGUACCGAGUGUCCGUUGUGGAGAGGCGUCUUUAUCCCUUCCGAAAACUACUUUCACCGAAAAAUCUGCUUUGUACUACAAUAUCAACUCACCGUCCUGCUCUUCCGGCGACUUGGAGUCCAUCUACCUUUCUUGCCAUCCUUCUUGCAAGGAUACAGAACGAUCAUACUCAAUUCACCGAUUAGAUUGCGCAUCGCAUGACGAUCUUGACGACAAGCGCUCCUCAGAAUCAUCUGACCCUAAUAUUCGAUACGCGAUCACAAUAGCAGACCUUUUGAUGACGUCCGAGGAAGAUCAGUACACGAGUGUCAAUAUUGAGAGGGCUUCAUCAACAAUCUGCGAAGUUGGCUACGGUAUGGUCUUGGCGAAUGCAACACUGGACAUCUCAAGCGGCCAAGUUACCCUCAAUGAGAAUCCUGUGCUCGGCGAUUCCCCGCGACGUUUACCAAACAUGACAAACCACGAUCUUGCAAUGAUACUAAUUGCCAACCUCGACGUUGCCUCAGAUACCUUACUAGUAGAUCCGAGCAUUGACGACAAGGCCAAAUCAAAAGAUGCCUUUUCUUUUUUCCAACUACUAGCGGCACAACUAAGGACGACACAGGGCAGUUUGAAUUCUCUUCUACAGCAAUCGCUCUUAGCGAAGCUAUCCGAAGGAGUUUUUGAAGGCAUGUCGAUCGCGUUUGCAAAAAAGGCGUUGCUUCUAGAAGAUUCAGACGGGGAACUUUUCGAAGGUGUCGCAGAAGUUGCCGAAAACCGACUACACCUUCGAAAUUAUACACUGUGGCCCAUGGUAUCCGGAUUUUUUAUUCUCUCUAUCUUCUGCAUUCUUCUUUGCUUUAUGAUUCCCACUGGCGGAGAUCAGCUUAAUGUUGAGGGGUCCAUCGCAUCAUGUGCGUCAUUGCUCGCAAAUAGCCCUUCUUUGCUUGCUGUUUUAAAAGAUACUGGCCAUUUCCGAAGCAACCAGUUGAGGAGAAAGCUAGAGGAUUUGCAUUUCAUUGUGAGCCACUCCAGAGAUGGGCCACGGAUUGAAGCCUUUGGCAGCACUCGCGAGGUGCUUUCGCCCCUCGGCCAGCGCAAGAAACGACCAUGGCUGCCUCUCCCUGCCAAGCUGCCAAUGGUGCUUUUGAGUUUUCUUUUGCCCUUUCUCGUGAUCGUACUUCUCGAGAUUCUUCAACACCUCUCGGACAUGCGGCAAGGCUUGUUGGACCUCGAUAGCAGCAGCUCAGCUACUCUUUCUUACGCGGUCCGCCUAGUCUCUACCCUGCUUGCUUUUCUCGUUGCUACUUUGUUCAACAACUUGGACUUUACAAUUGCGGUACUUAACCCAUUCGGUUUUCUCCGCUCGGGUAGCGUUCCCGCCGACCGGAGCAUACUGUUCCAUCUUCUUGGGGUGUCGCCUUUUCUCAUUUUAUUCAACACUUUCCGCCUACGACACUUCGGAUCAGCAGCAAGCAACUUCUCUACACUCUUAGCCAGUUUCUUGACUAUUGUUGUCUCCGGACUAUGGGUCAUGGGCAGUCCGGUGCAGACCUUGUCCGUGACUUCAGCAAUGGUUGAGGAUUGGGACGCGAGUUGGCUCACCAACAAUCACGAUGACCAAAGAGCUUCAAUUACACUUAAUAUCGUCCGUCAUGGAGGCGCCAGCACAACAAGUUCUAUACAAGGCUACGAUGUGCUCCCAAAAAUAUCUUUAGGAUCAACCGCAUACCUCGACAGAGCCAACAAUACGUAUGAGUCAACAGUGCUUCGGCCAGUCUUAGAUUGCAAGCCUGUGCCUCAAGAAGAAAUCAUAUUUGCACCAAUGACUCGAAGGAUACAAGCAGGGAAGAUUGGCCAUUGGAUAACGGUUGCCGGCGCAACCGUUACAUUCAACCAGACCGUUCCCUUUGGCUGUUCUCCCAAAGCCAGUCAACGGGGGAGCACCAGGGACUUAGUUGGAGACUGCCCCUCGGUUGCUAUCCUGUUCGGCAAAUUCGAGGUUACGGAUGGUCUCCUUGUAAGAAACAACUUGACCGCCUUAUUCUGUUCUCAGAAAAUUGAAGAGAUUCCAGCGACAAUCACCUACCGAGGCAACCCUACCAACUUCGACCUUGAUAAUAUCAAGAUCCACUCAGAGAAGACGAAGCAUUGGGUCAACGGUACAUCGAAUUCGACGAAUCUGGCGUUCAAAAUACAAGGUUUUCUCAACUCAGGCCUAACUAGGUUUCCGGUACCGUGUAAUCAGUCGAAUAAUUGUCCUAACUACUACGAUAACUUCUUCAAUCACAUUCUAUUUGGCCCACAAGGAAUCUCUCCAACCGACAUACUCGGUUCAUCGAAUACUGGCUCGCUUAGUGAGGCUGUCACUCAUUCCUUGAAAGAGUACUUUGCACAAGUUGUAGACUUGAACUUCCGGUCAAGAGACUCCGAGACGUCGGUGCAGGGCACAUCAUUACAGACGACAACCCGUCUCGCAAUCCAUAAGGUCUCCAAAAUCAUACUUCAGUCUUUACUAGCAGCAACAACCGUUCUCAGCUUCGUGGGAUACAGUUUAGUCAAGAUACGGGGCACUUUACCCCGGAACCCUUGCAGCAUAGCUAGCACUAUGGGGUUUCUUGCCGACUCGCAGCUUUGCGAUCCCAAAACUGGCAUAUUGCCAAAAGAUGCCAGCCUUAUGACUGAGCAGGAGCUAACGAAAAGCCUGCAUGGUUUCUUUUCAGCCUGGGCUGGUGGGAACGUUCGAGGGACAGCGAGGCUAGCAGGCCCACAAGUCCUUCUGGGGAAGAGAGCAGUGACGUGGAUGCUGGAGAUGAACAGGAGGUUUCUAAGGGCACCUAUUUCGGUAUCGACGUUGGGCACGCGAAUGAUUAGGGGUUUUCUAAGAAGGAGCGAUGAGGCAAGGGGCACGGUGUUCCAGGGGGCUUUACUUCCAAAAAUUCGAUGA